Molecule: messenger RNA, 1345 nt
Organism: Carya illinoinensis
Lineage: Eukaryota; Viridiplantae; Streptophyta; Magnoliopsida; Fagales; Juglandaceae
Product: protein JINGUBANG-like
Exons: 1
Coding region: 38-1249 (403 amino acids)
Molecular function (GO): protein binding
Source: RefSeq, a predicted model, not a curated record
UUAAUCCCGCCUCCAACAUGCAACAUGAAAUCUCUCUAUGCACCUACCUCUCUCUCUCUCUCUCUCUCUCUCUCUCUCUCUCUCUCUCUCUCUCAUCCAAAUGCGUAGCCGUCAAACAGUGUCCAAAAAAACCAUAUUAGGUCCUCAAACCAAUAUCUCUUUCGAUUGCACACGGUCCCUGCUUUCUCAUGGAACCCUGAUGAUCAAGCACCACUGCGUUACCACUCUCAAAACCCUACAUUCCCCCGUCAGUUGCCUCGCGGUCAACAACAAUAACCUCCUCUACGCCGCUUCUGCUUGCAUAGUCAUCGUCUUCGAUCUAUCGAACCACACCCAUAUCGACACAUUCAACGACUAUCCCAGCUCCGGGUCUGUGAAGUCUAUCGCCUUCAACGACACAAAGAUCUUCACCGCUCACCAAGACUCAAAGAUUCGUGUAUGGCGGAUCGCACAGCCGAGGCGACACCACCUCUUGUACACUCUUCCCACCUUCAAAGAACGCUUGUACCGUUCCCUUGUGCCAAAGAAUUAUGUCCACGUCCGGCGGCAUAAGAAGCGGCUUUGGAUUGAACACUGCGAUGCAGUUUCAGGCCUAGUUGUUAAUGAAGAUUUAAUGUACUCUGCAUCUUGGGAUAAAAGCUUUAAAAUAUGGAACAUAUCUGAAAAUCGGUGUUUGGAGUCUGUCAAAGCCCAUGAAGACGCUGUGAACGCCAUUGCAGUCUCUGGUAAUGGUACCGUUUACACAGCUUCAGCAGAUGGGUGCAUAAGGGUUUGGGAGAGAGAUGAUACCCUACGAAAGCACGCUUUGGUAAGAACCCUAGAGAAGCACAGAUCCUCCGUCAAUGCUCUGGUUGUAAACGGUGAUGGAAGGGUGUUGUUUUCGGGCGGUUCUGACCUUUCGAUCUUUGUUUGGGAGAAGAAGAACAACAAUAAUGCAGAUUCAGUGGUUUUUGUAGAGGCAUUGUGGGGACACACGAGUGCUAUACUGUGCUUAAUCAACGUGGAAGAUUUGUUAGCCAGUGGGUCAUCAGACCGGACUGUGAGGAUCUGGCAACGUGGCGAAGACAGUGGGUACCGUUGCAUGGUUGUAAUGGAAGGGCAUGAAAAACCGGUGAAGUCGUUGGCAGCGGUAGUACGGCCGGCGGGGGCUUCCAACGGUGUUGUAUCGGUUUGUAGUGGAAGUUUAGAUGGGGAGAUUAAGAUAUGGGAAAUCUCAAAGUCCUCAGAUCAUUUGUGUAACCUGAGAUGACCGGCCGGCGUUCGUUCGAAAAAUUCCAUGUAUGAAGAUCAUGGCAUACCCUCAUGCGCGCAGAUCUAUAUUUUUUUUCCCCUUGUCAGGGUUUGA